CAUUUGCUCGUUGGACGGCGCGGGCAAGCUCGAGCAGAGUGAGAUAAAGCGGAGGCGAAACCGCAGGAUACCGCACCGUAAAACAAUCGCGAUCCAUCCGUAUGGAGGCGGCCAUCAACCCGUCUUUUGACAGCUCUGUGGGAGUGGGGCUGUCUGUCAUGAGUGGGAUGGAACAGAGUUCCGGCAAGCGUAUUCGGAAACCUUCGCUGCUGUAUGAGGGCUUUGAGAGUCCGUCUCUACCCCAUGCGCCUCUGCCCGGCCCUCCUCGACCCCAACUGCCCCCGGUGAAGGACCCCAGUCGACAGGGACGAGCAACCAACCAACUACAGUUCCUUUAUAAGGUGUUGGUGAAGGCAUUGUGGCGGCAUCAUUUCGCGUGGCCUUUUCAUGAACCGGUGGAUGCGGUCCGACUCAAUUUACCUGACUACCAUAAGAUCAUAAAACAGCCGAUGGAUAUGGGUACCAUCAAGAUACGACUGGAGAAUGACUAUUACCGCAGUGCUAGCGAAUGCUUGCAGGACUUCAACACAAUGUUCACCAACUGUUACAUCUACAAUAAGGUGUGCGUGUGUGCAGACACAAACAAGUUGCCAUGGAAACAUUCUGCAGUGGUUGUUCAUUACCUAAAGCCUACAGAUGAUAUAGUGCUAAUGGCACAAUCUCUGGAGAAGGUCUUCUUACAGAAAGUCGCCCAAAUGCCCCAGGACGAGAUUGAGUUGGCCCCUCCAGCUCCGAGGGGCAGAGGAGCCAAGACUGUGAAAGGACGCAGAGGGAGAGGUGGAGGAAGUGUUACCAGCGCUCACCAGGUGCCUGCAGUAUCUCAGUCGGCUUAUUCUCCUUCAUCUCCUGAUAUACCAGAUUCUCGGUUUUUCACCUCUCCACAGACCCUGCUGAGCAACACUGGCCCACCUCCAUCACUGAUGAGCACACCUCCCACUCAGCCCACUGCAAAGAAGAAGGGCGUGAAGCGUAAAGCUGACACCACCACACCCACUACACUUGGCUUCCCUGUUCCCGGCCACAUGGGAGGAAUGGGCAAAGGUCACGGAUCGGGUGGAGAGAUGCCUUUUUCCCUCUCCUCCAUACCUGUUGACUGCGCUCCCAGCAUGGGUGUGGUCAGGGGCGUGAAUGAGCCCGCCCACCUGCAGCCCGUCUUAGGGCGACCGCUGUCUCGACGGCCAAUCAAACCUCCAUGUAAGGACCUGCCCGACUCUGUGCGACCCCAUCAGCCCUCACGAAGGGGGAAACUGAGCAAGCAGUUGCGCUACUGUAGUGGCGUCCUUAAAGAGCUGCUGUCAAAAAAACAUGCAGGAUAUGCAUGGCCAUUUUAUAAACCCGUGGAUGCAUCAACGCUGGGUCUCCAUGACUACCAUGACAUCAUCAAACACCCCAUGGACCUCAGCACUAUCAAGAGGAAGAUGGACGAGCGUGAGUACAGAGACGCUCAGCAGUUCAGCGCUGAUGUCAGACUCAUGUUCUCCAACUGCUACAAGUACAACCCACCCGAUCAUGAUGUUGUCACCAUGGCACGAAAACUACAGGACGUGUUUGAGUUCCGCUUCGCAAAGAUGCCCGAUGAGGUUUCGGAGGAGGAGGAAUUGUCUCCCAUGCCACUAGGGCGAAACAUGGGCAUGCUGGGCAUGCACCACUCCUCUUCCUCCUCAUCCUCUUCUUCAUCCUCUUCCUCCUCAUCAGAGAGCGAACCAAGCAGCGACAGUGAGGACAGCAGCCCGAGUUCUGACAGCGAGGAGGAGCGAGCGCAACGCCUGGCCCAACUGCAGGACCAGGUGUGUACUCAGCUGAGAGCGGUGCAUGAGCAGCUGGCUGCUCUCUCCUCUGGCCCCAUCGUCAAACCCAAGAGGAAACGAGAGAAAAAGAAGGACAAGAAGAAGAAAAAGAAGCCGGAGAAGCGCAAAGGAAGUGCAGGUUUGAUGAGUGAUGAGCGCGAGAAACCCACCAACAUUUCUAAGAGCAAAUUGAGCCGACUGUCACUCUCAUCUGCACAAAGCAAGAAAGGGCCUGCUAAAAAAAGCAACAAGAGCAAGAACACAAGGAAAUCAUCCUCGUCAUCUCAUUUUGCGGCAGCAGCUGUCUCCAUCCCUCACUACGACUCUGAGGAGGAAGAGGACGGUCUUCCCAUGAGUUACGAUGAUAAACGUCAGCUAAGCCUGGAUAUCAACAAGCUACCCGGGGAGAAACUAGGCCGUGUGGUACACAUCAUUCAGUCGCGUGAGCCCUCCCUGCGUGACACCAAUCCAGAGGAGAUCGAAAUCGACUUUGAGAUGCUCAAGCCGUCCACGCUGCGUGAAUUAGAACGAUAUGUAAUGACCUGUCUCCGCAAGAAGCCCUGCAAACCUUAUGUAAUAAAGAAAGAAGGAGGUGGGAAGAGCCGAGAGGAGCUGGCUCUGGAGAAGAAGAGAGAGCUGGAGAGAAGACUACAGGAUGUGAGCGGACAGCUGAACUCUGGGAAGAAACCACAGAAACCCAAAGUGGAGAAACCCAGCGUCAUGGAACCUCACACCAUAGCAUCUCGUCUCAGUGCCAGCAGCUCCAGUUCAGACUCUUCCUCAUCAUCUUCUUCCUCCUCUUCAUCAGACACCAGUGACUCUGACUCAAGGUGAAGAGAUCUUCCUCUAGAGCGAGACAUGCUGGAUGGCAUAAGAAGUGGGCUCUCCCAGCACACACACAUCUGGGAGCUGUAGCCCACCGUACACGAGGACACGUCCGUGCCUCCUAAUCCCUUGCUUGCUGUUUAUUUCUGUGUAAAAAAAAAAAAAAAAAAGGAAAAAAAUGUAUAUAUUGUGUAGGAUGAUUUUUGUUUCUUUUAUAAAGAAGAAUUUUACCAAAAUGCCCAUAAUGGGAAACUCCAAUGGGAGUAUACUAAAACCAUAACUACUUUUCUAAGUUGACGAAAUAGCUUGUUGUUUUGUUUUUGCUUCCUUUUCUCUCCAAACAACAUUUGUGGUUUAUCUCUGUAUCAUUUUAAAGACCGAUCCCAGUGUUUAUAUCUCAUAUUGUGUAACCAAAACUUACAUGAAGGUACACACCUCUUAAAUAUCGGACUGCACGAUUUAAAGCCAAACCGAAAAUAUUAAUUACUUUUUGUUGGGUUUUAAAGAGUUUUUAUUUUUGUGCUACAAUGCACUGUACGGUUUCAGAAUUUGUUUUGGAAGCAUAAUGAGUACCGCAUAGUUUGUUGUGAUGUACGAGUGAAUGCUGUCAAGUGUCAACUUGAUAUAUAAGAGUUCUUUUAAUUACUUUAUAUUUCUUUACAUGGUCAAAUGAAAUCACAUACUCAGACACUCCAAACAUAAAUCAGUCAUAUUAGGCAUUUGUGAAAUAUUAGUGACAAGACAUUUAUCUCUUAUAAAGUGAAGCAUUGAAAAUAACAGCCAUAAUGCCUCGUUGGCUUUCUGAAGAUGGACUGCAUUUGUCGAGCACUAGAGAAACACGACUAGAUUCAGUUGUGUUAUACAUUAGGUAUUUGAAAAGGUAUCAAGUUGAAUGUUAACUUAAGACUUAUGGGUUUUAGGAGAACUGUAGAGGCAUCGCAUUUAAGCAAUAGAGUGAUCAUUUAUUAAACAAUGUUACAUAUUUCCUGUAUAUAGUUUCCAUAAUGCCAUGAUGCUACUUUUCCUUCUGCUUCUCUCUUGUUUUGUAUUUAUUUGCAUUGCUUUUCUAAAAUAUUAUUUUUGAAUGUAUGACAAGUGGCAGAUUUUCUGUGAUAUAUUCCAUAUCUGUGGUAUAAUUAAGAGUUCAUGCACCUUGGAUUAUACAU
Myxocyprinus asiaticus (Chinese sucker) is the source of this 3778-nucleotide messenger RNA. RefSeq names its product bromodomain-containing protein 2-like. The transcript has 12 exons. The record is from RefSeq and is a predicted model, not a curated record. Gene Ontology annotation, cellular component: nucleus; chromatin. NCBI's taxonomy places the organism in Eukaryota, Metazoa, Chordata, Actinopteri, Cypriniformes, Catostomidae. Gene Ontology annotation, biological process: regulation of DNA-templated transcription; chromatin remodeling. Bases 102 to 2621 code for a protein of 839 amino acids.